Messenger RNA from Sinocyclocheilus grahami, 1596 nucleotides. Its product is annotated as guanine nucleotide-binding protein G(I)/G(S)/G(T) subunit beta-3-like. Gene Ontology annotation, molecular function: protein binding. Gene Ontology annotation, biological process: signal transduction. The record is from RefSeq and is a predicted model, not a curated record. Lineage: Eukaryota; Metazoa; Chordata; Actinopteri; Cypriniformes; Cyprinidae. The coding region runs from base 409 to 1428 and encodes 339 amino acids. The transcript has 9 exons.
CAUUAGUCUCUUUCUGGUUAUGGUGCUCUGGUUUGGUGCUCACGGUCUUGUUGAUAAUAACAUUACCUUGCCCUUUAACUCACACUGACGGCAAAUACACAAAUUCCAGGUAUGACGUUUACCUUGAGUUCCAGAACAGGGCUAUUUAUUGAUGUCCGUUACAGGACAGCUCCCUCCCAUCCACACCCUUUGCUCUCUCGCUGUCUCCACUCAAACAAAUUUUAGGCAAAAGUCAUUUGGUCUUGAGAGCUCGGGAGAGACACAAAGAUUCAAUAAACCAUUCAACAAAAGGAAAUAGCCUACAUUAAUCUUCCUUUGUAAGGAGAGUUUUCCCCCAGCAUUCUCUUGGCUCUACUGACCUCACUUCCUGUCUGUAUCUGUGGGUGACCGUGCCUGACUACCGUUGCCAUGGGUGAAAUGGAGCAACUGCGAAAGGAGGCGGAGAGCCUGAAGGAUGAGAUUACUGCGGCUCGUAAAGCAGUGCAGGACCUCACGCUGCAGGAUCAUGUGGCGGGGACAGCUGUUGUGGGACGUGUCCAGCUAAAGACCAGGAAGACAUUGAGAGGACAUCUGUCCAAAAUCUAUGCCGUGCACUGGGGGGACUCAAAACUGUGUGUCAGUGCAUCUCAAGACGGUAAACUGAUUGUAUGGGACAGCUACACCACCAACAAGGUGCACGCAAUCCCACUGAAGUCCUCGUGGGUGAUGACAUGUUCGUACGCACCUUCAGGAAACAUGGUGGCGUGUGGAGGACUUGACAACAUGUGCUCCAUCUAUAACCUGAAGGGCAAAGAUGGCAACGUGAAGGUCAUGCGUGAGCUCGCAGCACACACAGGUUACCUGUCCUGCUGCCGCUUCCUGAAUGACAAUGAGAUCAUCACCAGCUCUGGAGACUGUACCUGUGUUCUGUGGGACAUCGAGACAGGAUCGCAGAAGACCGUGUUUGCGGGUCAUCUGGGUGACUGUAUGUCUCUGGGUGUGGCCCCUGACUUCAACACUUUCAUCUCAGGAGCCUGUGACUUCACAGCCAAACUGUGGGACAUCCGUGACGGCCAGUGCAGACAGACUUUUGGAGGCCAUGAGAGUGACAUUAACGCCAUAGGGUUUUUCCCCAAUGGCAAUGCAGUGAUCACAGGUUCAGAUGAUGCUUCCUGCAAGCUGUACGACCUGCGUUCAGACCAGGAGCUCAUCACGUACCAGGACUCCGGCAUCAUGUGCGGCGUGACCUCCCUCGCUCCCUCUCUCUCUGGAAGACUCAUCCUCGCUGGGUACGACGACUUCAACUGCAACAUCUGGGACUCGCUGAAGGCGGAGAGAGUCGGAGUGUUGUCCGGUCAUGACAACAGAGUGAGCUGUAUUGGCGUGACACCUGAUGGGAUGGCCUGCUGCACAGGAUCAUGGGAUAGCUUUCUGAAGAUCUGGAACUAAGGCUCUGUCUCAAACGGAGGCAAACAUAGAAUAUGUCAAAGACAGGGUAAAAUGUAAAGGGGACAAUUGAAACGGUAGGAUAUAGUUGAAUAAGUAGGGAGGGAAAGCGAUAUGUUUGUUGUGCCGUCACAACGAGAACGAUUGUGAAUAAGAAAACCUCAUUUAAAG